Messenger RNA from Mercurialis annua (annual mercury), 1767 nucleotides. Its product is annotated as GTP 3',8-cyclase, mitochondrial. The transcript is spliced from 7 exons. Gene Ontology annotation, biological process: Mo-molybdopterin cofactor biosynthetic process. Lineage: Eukaryota; Viridiplantae; Streptophyta; Magnoliopsida; Malpighiales; Euphorbiaceae. The coding region runs from base 332 to 1522 and encodes 396 amino acids. Gene Ontology annotation, molecular function: GTP 3',8'-cyclase activity; metal ion binding; cyclic pyranopterin monophosphate synthase activity. The record is from RefSeq and is a predicted model, not a curated record.
AAGCCCUCGCUCCCCCACCCCGUAAUUAUCAAAUACAAAAUAUCACCAGAUUAUCUGAGGUUGAUUUAUGCAAUACCAAAUGAAUAGAGGUGAGAAAAAUUAGGAAAGAUAUUUUGGGAAGUUCACUCUGAAAAAAUACUAAAAAGAGGUAAAAAAGAAAGUCUGCUGCUUAUUGGAUGUCUCUUCUGUAAUGCGUGAGCUGUACAUCCAAUAAUUUGGUAUGGGACACUCGUCCCUCAAUUUUUUGCUAAUAUCUUUUUCUUUUUCUUUCUCCUUGUCUUCCUUGCUGGCUUUUGAUUUCCAUUUUGGCAGUGCCAUCUAAGCUAUUCUGAUGAGGAGGUGUGUCUCCAGGUUUCCUAAUUGGCAUUUGGGUUUUAGAAAUCCCAAUUCUCCUCUUGUUGAAUGUGAAGUUGGCUCCUAUUCUCAAGGUUUAAGUAGUAGUAGUAGUAGUAGUAGUCAUCUAGAUGGACUAGUUCCAAGGGCAUAUACAACUUCUAAUGUUAACUUGUCUGAUCCACCAAACAGUAAUCCUGUUUCUGAUAUGUUAAUUGAUUCAUUUGGAAGAAUGCACAAUUACUUGAGGAUCUCCUUAACGGAACGUUGCAAUUUACGCUGUCACUACUGUAUGCCUGCUGAGGGAGUGGAGCUCACUCCUAACUCUCAGCUGCUCUCAGUCAACGAAAUUGUUCGUUUGGCCAAUCUUUUUGUUGGCUCCGGAGUGAAUAAAAUUCGGUUGACUGGUGGUGAGCCGACAGUAAGGAAGGAUAUUGAAGAGAUAUGCUUAGAGCUAUCUAGUUUACAAGGACUCAAGACACUGGCCAUGACUACCAAUGGAAUUGCUCUUGCUAGAAAACUCCCAAAGCUGAAACAAAAUGGGCUUACUUCCUUAAAUAUUAGCUUAGAUACGUUGGUCCCUGCUAAAUUUGAAUUUAUGACCAGGAGGAAAGGGUAUGAGAGAGUUAUGCAGUCCAUUGAUGCUGCUGUAGACUGCGGGUACAAUCCCGUAAAAGUGAAUUGUGUAGUAAUGCGCGGAUUCAAUGAUGACGAGAUCUGUGAUUUCGUAGAGUUGACACGUGACAGGCCGAUCAAUAUCAGGUUCAUUGAGUUCAUGCCUUUUGAUGGAAAUGUCUGGAACGUCAAGAAACUUGUUCCUUACUCAGAAAUGUUGGAUACAGUGGCAAAGAAGUUCCCAGGUGUAAAGCGACUUCAGGAUCACCCAACGGAAACAGCAAAAAAUUUCGAAAUAGAUGGCCAUCUUGGUACUGUUUCUUUUAUCACAUCAAUGUCCGAGCAUUUUUGUGCUGGUUGCAAUAGAUUGCGACUUUUAGCUGAUGGCAACUUUAAAGUUUGUCUCUUUGGACCUUCAGAGGUCAGCUUAAGAGAUCCCCUUCGCUCUGGUGCUGAUGAAGACGAGCUUAGGGAAAUAAUUGGAGCAGCGGUCAAGAAGAAGAAAGCUUCACAUGCCGGAAUGUUUGACCUUGCAAAAACAGCAAAUAGACCUAUGAUACAUAUUGGUGGCUAACACUUGGUUACAUAUGGAAAAAUUGAUGACGCUCUUGAUUUCUGUCAUUCAAAUAAUGCAACUGUAUCUAUACGGAGAAUUUCUUGCUGCUAACUAUAGCAAUGGGAGAUGUGUGAUCUCGACCACUCAUAAACUAGUAUUUGUUUGUGUUCGAUUGAAGGUCCGGCAGCAAUACACUUGAAAGAGCAUCAAGCUUUUGUUGUAAGAAUAAUACGCGGCUUUUUAUGCAAUGUUUGUAUUUCUUU